AUGCCGCCCAUGCUGGUCCCCGCGAACACCACCGAACCACCACGUCUGGCCGCCUCGCACCCCAUCCGACGAGCUUUUCAGGCCCAUGGCACUGCGGCUGCGCGCCACUGGCUCCUCUCCAUCGGCGUGACCAUCACAAUCUCCGUCCUCCUGUGCUAUCAGGCCAUCUUCCAGCCCGACAGUUCCGCCGCCGCCGGUCUGCGGAACCUGCCCAAGCAUGUUUGGACGUCAACAACCCAAGUAGACGGGGACCGACCGGCGGAUGUGGUGGUGCGACAAGUAUGGGUGCAUGGAGAUUAUAUGAAGGCGAUUCAGCUGCCGGUGCUGCACGAGGCCAUGCACGUCCAAGAAGUGCUUGUCAAUGGUGGAUUUGAUUCCAAUCAAGGCGCCCCAGUCAUCCGUCAGCAUAUACUUGGUCGCGAUAAUCAGGGAUGCGUCGUGGCUGCGCCGGGCGAGAAGUGGGGUUGGCAUUCCCCGUUGAUGUACUGGAACUGUUCUUUGACCGCCCUGGACCAGGACCAGGACUUGCUCGGAACCAUCAACGCGCACAAACAAACGCACUCUGCCCUGAACCUCACCUUGCGCCCAAGCACUGUCUUCGCCGGCAAAUCCUUCUCCAACAGCAGGCUCCGUGCCGCCGAUGCACUCGUCAUCACCUUGUUCGACCAGACCAACUCGACUGUAGGGGACACUUGGAAUUCGCGAGCACAUACCCUCGCCGAGACGCUCUCAUCGGGCUGGACCAUUUUCCCGCCUGAUGGCCAUGUCACACAAAGUCGACUUUACGAGUUCCGUUUCAAGCCAAUGACACUGAACGACGACUUGUUCUUAGCUGCCUCUUAUCUUGUAACAGCAGUCUACGUAAUAUGGCGUAUGAUGCAGUUACGAGCCGUCAAAAGUUGGUUUGGUCUGCUGGUUACAGUAGUUGCUAAGAUGACAAUUUGCAUAAUCGCUAGUUUCACCCUCUGCACGUAUCUGGGAAUUGACUUGGCCCGCAUACCCCGCCCAUGGUUUCCAGGAGUAGUUUUUUGUUUUGGUUUGGGUAACAUACUUCAAGAUCAUAACACUGCCCGAGAACUAUUCAGCUUUAUUAAGCCUGGUGCACAAACCUUUGUAGCUUGCAUCUAUGAUCCCAUCUUGGUCGUUGCCAAGGGAGCGAUUGGACGCGAUCGACCGCAACCAGCGUCGUCAUUCAUUGAGAAGCUUCGUCGCUUUGCGCAAGGUCACGCUUUCCCAGCAGCUUUGAUUGUCGUUACCCUGAUUGCUGGUGUAACUUUGUUGAUGAACUACUUGCUCUGGACUGGACUCCCGAAGCUUUCAGAGGAGGCGGAUGACGAUGACGAGACAAGCUUUUCCGUCAAGACUUUACCAACACCACAGACAUUGGAUGUCGCCCAGUUGACUUCGUGCCCAAAAGGCCAUCUUGUAAGUGUAUCCUUUGACAGGAGCACUGCUAUAUGGCUCCAUAGCCGAGGAGGUUACCUGCACACGACUUUACAGACGGCAGCGAUGAAGCCCGAGCUUUGGCCAAUACAUGUUACCGCAAUGGACAGAGGUGGGAACAUUCUUGCCAUAUGUGCACAGGGUGGUCAGAUUGGCCUGUGGGAUAUUCCUGCUUCGCGGUUCCUCAUGUUCCCCAAGGUCGAGAUCUGCAAGGCAGCGCCAGUCCUUUUCGCCUUUGUUACCCUCAGGACACGAAUUGAUGUCGAAAAACAAUACCUCAUCAUAGUUAGCCCGGAUGGGCAACUGACCAAGCUUGAGGCAUGCACGGGCAUUCACAACACCAGGCGCAUUUCGGCGAGUCCCAUCAUCUGCUUUGCAAAGCCACUUGAUCGAAAGAAGCACGGUUGUCGUGGACUCGAACAUGCAAGUGAGGCUGUACAUUACGUCGAACCGGUUGGGACAUGGGAAUCGACAGACGCGCUGAGUGUGAUCGGCAUCAGGAGAUGUAUACAGUCGCCUACGCCCUCGACCAUCGCGGGUAUGGAUGAAGGCCACGGCAGUGCUGACGUGGAGUUUGUUGCGUCAGCACUCAAACAGCGUGCCCUAAAACAAGGCAACUCCAAGAUACGCAGACCCUUUGAGCUAGCGUUUACCAGGAGCCAUCGCAGAGAGAUUCCAGACGAAGACACUGAUACGUGGGAGGCUUGGACGCUUUCUACCACGGGCGAGUUCCGUUCCAGGCCACUUGCCCCGGACGACAUUGAAGAUAUAGCGGAAGGCUCGUACGAGGAUGAACUGUUUGCAGCGGCUCCUGGUCCAAUCACUAGGCUGGGGAAACGCAGCGUCGCUGUAGGGCUCGGUAAUAGAGUCAAGAUCAUUACGUUGGGCAAGGAAUGUUUCGAUGGUUUGACCAAUCUUCAGAGCGGCGCCAUGGAUAUCGGUCUUGGACCACACAAGUGGAGAAGUCGACAGGGCGAUGGUCGAAAAGUACAAUAA
This is a messenger RNA of Pyrenophora tritici-repentis Pt-1C-BFP, 2439 nucleotides long. NCBI's taxonomy places the organism in Eukaryota, Fungi, Ascomycota, Dothideomycetes, Pleosporales, Pleosporaceae. The record is from RefSeq and is a predicted model, not a curated record.